AGCCUAGCUUAUCGUUGCUAGCACUGUACUGAUACAUACCUAAGAAGGGAUAUUAUAUCAUCAGCCGUCGAUUACUAAGCACAAUCGAAACAUGUCUGACAAUCAUUUACCAGUGACUAAAUCCGUCAGAUCAGUCAAACCAAAAGUAAGCGUGAAAUUGGCAGAACUCUUGGAUCGCUUGGAUUUGUCUCCCUCCAUACUUUUGGAGGAAGAUGCUUGGGCAAUCGAGAGAAGUUCAUCCGCUUCAUCUGGGAUUGGAUCUGUUAAAAAUGCAGAUUGGGGGUGCGGGUACCCCAAUACAUCUUCUACGGGAAAUACUAUGGACCGAAAAACAUUACUUGAAGAAUUGGCAGCCGUGAGGGCCAAGGUUGAGACGUGCAUGGUGCGAAAUAACUUUUUUCACACUCAACUAAUCGAACACUUUAAAAGAAAGCAGAUGAUGCGUGUCUACGGGGAGGCAAACGAAGAAGACCCUCUAAGAAAUAAGUACUUAAAAAAGUUAUCCAAGUACGAGCAAUUGCGAGAAGAACUUGAAUCUGGGGAGGAAGACUUUAGAGUAGAAAUCACGCAACUGCGAAAAGAUUUGCGGAAAAAGACAGACGAGGCAGAUACUGGCAUCGAAGAAUUGCUUUCUAAGCAGCGAGCAGCUGCAGCGCAAGCUUAUACAAACGGCAAACCGCUAUCCACGAAAGAAGUACAAGCAAUGAUAACACGUGAGCUUGCAAAAAUGAAGGAUAUCUCGAAAAUUCGUGUGCGGUAUGCACGUCUGAGGGACAGCCUUGUGGAGAAGGAAGUCGUCUUUGAUGCUCUGAAAAUUUUAACACCAAAUCUAGACCGAAAAGAUUACGAGCGUUUAGAAGCAGAGAACUUCUACUACCGGCAUGAGCUGAGAUUAAAAGAAGAGGAAGGUGAGCGACUAGCGAGAAGACAGGAGCGUAUUUCGCGACAGUUGCAAGCGAUUCAGCACAAACGAAAGAACUUGUUACGACUUAUUAAAUUGCAGCGAGAUACCAUACAAAAAUUGAAGCAAAGAAUCGUGGAGACAUGUCGGCAGAAACAGAUGAAAAGGAAAAAAGAGAGAGAGGUCCAACAGUACUUUGACAAAUUUGAAUUCAUUCUGGGAUUACGCCUGUAUCCAGAAGUACAUGCGAAGAUGGAAUAUUUCCAAAAUCAGCACAAAGAAUGGCUUGAAAGAGUUGCGCGUCUCAUGGCUGAAAUCAAGAAUAGAAAUCAAAGCUUGAAAGACGUUGAACCGCGUAAGAACAUUCGCAGACAAAAACAAACAUCGGACGAAGAAGGUACGACGGACGAUGAUACGCCAUCUCCUAGAAAAUCACGCCAUCCACCCCUAGGUGGAGGAUUUCUUCAGUCACUUUAUAACACAGGACGGUAAUAAUAUGAAACCCGGUGGCUAUUAUCUCGGUUUACCACUUAACAAAUUUUCUCGUUCAUACGAUUUCAACUGUGCUUCGCUUAUGAUAUUCAAAAUACAAAUCAUAUUAGCAACCAAAAAUUGAGUGUACCGGGCACAAAUUAAGAAGAAGGUAGUUGUAUAAAAAUACUGUAGCUACAGUUGGCAAAGUAUUUCAAAAUGCGUCCGUACUAAACCAUGAAAUUGAGGACUGUAGAAAAAUUCUUUAAAUUACCUAAGUAUCCACAUAUCUUUAAAAACCAGAAGAAUACUGUAAAUACAGCACAAAAUACAUUCUUUAUAUCGCUAGUCCAGUAGCAUAAAAUAUUCUAUAAGUUGUGAGUUACGAUUCGUAAUCGAUUAUAGUGACAAGUUGUAAUAUUUUUACGGACAGAAGGAAUUUCAUUUAACCCACAUUAUGUGUAAAGUGCAGCUUGAGUAGGGUCCAUAAUAAUGAUAAUGAAACAUAUCUAGAUUUUAUGUAAAAGAGUUUAUAAUAAUUAGUUUAUUUUGGUGUUAUUUGGUGUACAAUAUAUUUUACCUUGGAAAUUAAUUCUCGUCAUAAAUCCGACCGCUGUGCGCUAGAUUUAUGUAAUAAAAAUCUCCGAUUAAUAAAUGUUACAAAGUGUUUUUCAUCAAACAAUUGUAUCCUUAAUAUGUAUGCAUUAGAACGAUUACAUAUUAUGUAUUACUCAUUAGGAGUGUGAAAAGAAUUGUGGCAGCACUGUAGAAUUAUCGAGUACAUUGGUAUAGCAGUGAAACUCGCACCAACAGCGUCUGUAGUAGAUACUAACUAGGUAUGUACCUUAGAAAUUAAGCUUCAAUCUUUUUUCAUUUAAAAACGAGACACUGAGUGAAAGCGUUUUUCUUUGUAUAUAUUGUUCAGUUCAGUUCAGUUUUCAAUUAACCGUUAAUUAUCGUUGUGCUUUUUGUUUGACAAUGCCUAUAAAUUAUAUUGCGCGUAGUUAUUACACACAUUCAGCACAUUCAUUUUACAUAGAUACUUCUAUUAGACAAUUAUUUAUUGGUGUUAUUUGAAGUUAAGCUAUUGAUAAACAUUAAUUUAAUUACCAUUAUUCUAACGAUUCAGUAAAUACUCGGUUGUUGUUAUAAUAGUAAUAAUAAUAAUAAUAAUUAUAACUAUAAAACACUGGUACUUAUUAUGUACAAUAAAAUUCUAACAAAUUUUGGCUAUUAAGAUUAUAUUACACGUUCUAAGUGUUGCCAUUUAGCGCGAUUGUAAUUACGAUAUAAAUAUACUCAAUUCUCUCUCUUAAAAAAACACAGUAAAAUUUUGAAUAAUACAAUAACGCAAUAAAGGUUUUUAACAACGAAAAUCCGUUCAAUUAAUUUUCUUCUGAUUAUAUGACCACUUUCGACUUUUUGAAAUUUAUGUUGUCUUAAUUAAUAUGUAUAUCAUUCAUUUACAACCUACGUAUAUUGAUGACUUCAAAUAGCAGAUGAAUAUGGAUUCUAAAAGUUGAGACUAUAUGCCGACAUAUCAAAUUCUGCAUUAUUAUUUUCUGUCGAUUUCUAUUUAAAAUGCAACUCAAUAAUAAAAAAUUUUGAAAAAUUAAAUUGGCAGAUAAUAUGAGUAAUAAUUUGAAUUGAAUGUAUACCGUUUGUGCAGUACUAGUAUGGUACAUACGAAUCACUGCAUAAUUUUAUACCACGAUCAGAAUAAAAUCUGUAUCCUCGCAAAAUUCUGAUGAAAACAUUAAUGCAACGUGAUAGUGUAAGAGAAACUAAUAUUUGUGAAGUUUUAAUUAAAUAAUAAAAUCGAUGAUAAAAUGAUAUACAUAUGAAUCCAUUGGAUAUAAAUUGCGAUGAGAUGUUGUAGAAUUGUGAUGCCUCAUGUAAGUAUACAUAUCUUCUAGGAAUUAAUAACACAUUAUAAAUACAGAGUAAAAUACCUGUAUUACAGCAGUUAGAUAUUUUUCUGUAUAAACUUUAUACAGAUAUAUUUAUAUAUAUAUAUAUUAUAUAUAAAAAAUAUUUCGAACUAAAGCACUUUAAAUAGGUAAAAGUAUAUUCCAAGAGAGGGUCACUUUAUAAAUCUGAACUUGAGGUGUACACUAUGCUCCCUUGCAUUAAAACCCUUCUGAAACUUGUCUAUAAAAAAUAUAUAAAAAUCAUUUUUAGUAAUCAAUUUUUAUUUCAAUUUCUUUUUUUUGCUAACCCUCGGAAAUAGUUUCCUUAACGUUCCAAGUAUGAAAAUUGUUAUCAUUGCACUCGGUCAACGAGCUUACGUAAGCUUUUUACCUUUAAUUCCUACAGCAUACAGUAUAACCAGAAAUAUUUAUCAUCUUCUUCGUUUAAAAUUUAAACAAUUACCAUGAUAUUAUUCUACCGAUACGUUUCUUUGUGAACACAAAGGUGAAUAAAAAUAUGAACAUACUAUGAGUGGGAUAAAGUGAAUUUUCUGAAAAUGUUCCCAACUCGCAUCGUGAGUACAAUUGAAAGGAAUUGCUGUCUGAUUAUUAGAUUUGAAAUAAAGUGAUAGGAAAAUGAAUUUAAAUAUAGAAUCGAAAAUAAUUUCCAUUUUUUAUGGAGAAAUUGAAAAAUUGUGUCCAGAAAAUUCACCUUUACCAAAUUUCUCCUAUAUAAACCUUUUGUACCGACUUUCUUAAGCCCCCUAACUAGCCAUACAUAA
Messenger RNA from Neodiprion virginianus, 4064 nucleotides. RefSeq names its product cingulin-like. The record is from RefSeq and is a predicted model, not a curated record. Bases 92 to 1393 code for a protein of 433 amino acids. The transcript has 4 exons. Lineage: Eukaryota; Metazoa; Arthropoda; Insecta; Hymenoptera; Diprionidae.